This is a messenger RNA of Dermacentor silvarum, 2915 nucleotides long. RefSeq lists its product as uncharacterized. The transcript is spliced from 4 exons. The record is from RefSeq and is a predicted model, not a curated record. The coding region runs from base 1129 to 2538 and encodes 469 amino acids. Lineage: Eukaryota; Metazoa; Arthropoda; Arachnida; Ixodida; Ixodidae.
CGACUGCUCAACUAUGGCGUCCCUUCUUCGUAGUCUACUCUGCAGUUCUGAGACGUCAAAGAGUACUAAAGAGGAAAACCGUGCGAAGUAUCAAUAUUUAAUUACGCGUCUACAAUCACUAAACAGCUAUGGUUAGCGUGGGAAAAGUCUUGGUUAUAGCAAGGAAAGACGUAAGAAGGAAAUGCAGGGGGCGCCACCAGCGUGAAGUUCCAGCAGCUGCAUGCCGUGAUGUCACAUAUUCUUGCAGCUUCUGCUCUGAUCUAAUUAUUUGUUAAUCGGUAAAGAAAGACUACAUUGCAUUUCUCAAUGAAGCAAUGACCAAGAAAGUUCUGAGAAACUCUCAUCGCCAGAGCGGUCCGCGUACGAGAAGACAGAUUGCAAUUCCUGACGUCACACUACACUGGAGAUUGGGCUGGGCGCGAAAUCUGAUAAAGGGGCAGUCUUACGUGAUUUUCUUCACUAGUCAGCUUUCCUGUCACGUUAAUGAAAAUUGGAUAUUGAAAUAGUGCUUUAACCACGUGAAUUUAUGUAGCUUUACUUUUUUAUAUACAGGUUUAAGAAAAUUCGAGUGCUUGCUAUGCCUGGCUUUUGAAAUGUAGACUGUAGUUGUGUACGUAGCAAGAGGAAACGGAUACUUGAGUGAGAAAAAAAAGAUCAUAUUAAGGGCAUUUAUCGUCACACGUGUUCUCGCUGCGUUUCUCUUUACGUGGAAAGCACAACGUCCGACACAUUGUGGAAGCUUGCACAACAGAUUUUUUUUUUUUUUUUAUUGCACACAUGUGCUAACCACUUAGUGCGCGUUAAUGGACGCAGCUGCGCGGGUCUUUAAUGGUUGGUCAAGUGAGAAAUGCUUUGUGUUUCCAAACACGCUGGCCGGGAGAGACGUUAGAGUAACGUGCUUUUGUUAGGCGGCUACACAAAAUUCAGUUCCACUUAACUCACGCGUCCAUAUCCUGCGAGCGUGCGUAGAACAACGCGUCGUGAAUCGAGAUAAGCAGUAAGAAUAGGUCGACUACUUUCCAAGUUGGUCUCUCCAGUGGACGCUGAACUUGUCUCACUGAAGCCCUUCCUGGGCAGCCGGAAGGGCCCCCUGAGAAGAAGAGAACGCGGACAGCGAGGGAGUAAGACAUGCCGGCCGCGUCGUGGAGCGACGAGCUCGUCGAGUGGGACGACGAGUUGACGCGCGAGACGGACCACAUCCAGCUGGGACUCGUCGAGCCCUGGCUCGACUCCGACCCGCUGCCUGACGGCGUCGAGGCGCCACACCCGUCACAGCUGCGCAUGGUGCAGGACGCGUUCAUCGCCAGGCGACACGAGCUGGCCGCGCACCGAUACGCCUUCGCCACGUUCGCCGGGUGCGACGCCUUCAGCUCUCGGCCGGAGUUCGCCGAGGCCGCCGCGCACGUCCUGGACGGCACUCCGGCCAUCUACGUGUACCACAACAGGAACACGCUGUCCGAGCUGCUGGAACUGUUCCCACACACACGGCGCAUCACCCUCAAGCACGACCUGAGCGACAGUGACGAGGGAUUCGUCUACGCCGCCAGGAACGAGCCGCACCACCUGGUUCACCUGGAAGGAAACUUCGCCGACCACGAGGACAGUGGGUUGGCCGUCUACGGUGACGCAGUGACCGACCUCCUGGUGGCGUGCCCAAACCUACGCUUGCUGGCGGCAGACAUCCUACCGGCUUUGGACGCCGCUCAAGAUAACAACGAGCUACGCGCAGUCAUCGGGAACCUGCUCGUCGUCGUGCUUGGUGGUUACGCCUACGGUCACGAUGGCGGCGUCGAAUCGUUUGCACCCGCCAGCGCCGAUCAGAUCAAGCGCGCCGCCGAAAUAUGUCCCGACCCAGGACUCGUGUACCUGGCGGUCGAUUCCCCGGACGCAGUCCAGGAACUGACCGAGUUCAACUCACCCUCCAAGCUGUGCGUUUCCUACGAGCCCGUCACGACGGCCUUCUGCCCGUUCUCGAGCGUCGUGCCGGCGCUCAAGAAGUUCGACCUCUCGGCGCUGACCCUCAAAAACUUCAAGGACGUCGACCUCAACAAGGUCGCCAAGACGGGCGAGAAGACCCUGCGCCUGCUGUCCCUGGACCACUGCCACGUCCUGGACGAAGAGGUCAAGUCGAGCGCCUUUCGAAACCUGGUCGCUCUCAGGAUCACGUGGGCGACGCCCGUGACCCUGCAGUGCCUGCUGUCCGAGUGUCCCGAGCUGGAGUACCUCAAGCUCGGUUCCACCGAGGUGUCCCGGAUGUUCCUCUCUCGAGUGUUCGCCAAGACGUCGCUGACGUCUCUCAGGAACCUGGAGCUGCGUCUGGACCACCCGCUGGAGCACCACGGACUCGACGAGGAAGACCUGAACGUGAUGGUGGAAUCGUUGCCGUCGCUAGGAUACGUGUCCACGAAUUCGGCUGAGGUACGAUUGUUCCUCAGGCGAAGCGCACCGCACGUUAGGAUAGGAACUCUCUUCUGCGCGCUGUGCGCGGCAGAGUUUUGCCGCAGGACAGGGAGGUGCAGUGUGUCAAGUAUCCUGUGAUAACGCAUCCUGUGUGAGGCACGACGAGAAAAAAUGCGUAGGUGUUGAAGUAACUGUCCUGUAGAAUCGCCACAUGAAGGAUUGACCGAACCCUUUGACCGCGCUGUUCCCGCUAUGUUGGCGCUGUGAUCAAGCUUUGCUGUGUUGCAGAGAGCCCCCACCCAUAACAUCUGUUUCGUUGGGAUAUGGCGUUAAUGUGAAGAGCUGCCUUGGUUCAAGGCGCUGCUUUAAUACGUGCUGCAUUGUAGGUCGAACGUGCUUCUUAUGGGUCACACUUUGUUCCACAUUUACUGCCUCCCAUGCGCGGCCUUGUCUAGGACGGUGCCAUAGAGCGCUGAGAGGGGGGACAGAAAAUAAACACCUUUAUUUAACAAUCA